CUUAGUCAACUUGAUCAAAAAUUUUACUUCAGGAAGAUUUUCAUUUAUUUGUUCAUCAAAGCACGAACUGCCAACACCAGUUGUGAUCGCUAAGUUAAGAUUAGGGACGAUGUCAUCCAAUCUUACAAUAUCUGCGGCAAACAGAGAAACAAACGACAAUAAAUUUGCUUCUGCCACCCAAAGUAUGACACAACAGACGUCCACAUCCAGCAACAAUAAAGAACUCUCACAAAAACAUACUGCUUCUGGCAACGAUGAUGUGUCUACAUGGAAUGUCGUCGUUGCAAAACGAAAUUCAUCGUCGUCUUCUACGAAGCAUGUUCCGGAUCGAUCAACGCAUCAUCGGAACUUGCAGUCGCAGUCGCAGUCGAAAAGUGGUACGGAUAGGUCCUGGCACCAGAAGCAGCAGCCACAGCAACACUCGAAGAAUAAGGCCAAACCAGGCAACAAACACAACAACAACAACAACAACAACAAAAUGAAGUUUCAAAAGAACAUCGUCAACAAUAAUUGUGAAAGUAAGAGACCAAAGCCCAAACCCAAAACAUCAACCAUAAGAGAUAUGAUUCCCGGUAACAAAAAGAAAAACUUCAACGAUGAAAAGAAGAAACCAGUUCAUCAACAGCAGCAGCGACAGCAUCMGUAUCCUAAACAAAAUUUGCCACCAAGAAACCCACAUCGACGACUGGAUCUUCAAAUGAACAGCGAUCAGGACUUUCCGGCUCUUGGAACCAGUAAUCAAUCAUCAUCGACUCCUAUUCCUUCCCGUUCUACCGAUGUUGUCGCCACAAGACGAGGAUGGGGAGCUGUCCCGAAGCCGCCUCCACCUCCGACCAUGUUACAGAAGACAGGCAGUAAAUUCAACAUUUCGAACUCGACCACGCUAACCACUGCGGUGUCUACUCAAUCCUUAAAACAGAAACCGCAGAAGAAUAAUACCCAGCCACAACCCAGAAUUCUAAAGUGCGAAAACCAAUUGCAAAAGGGGAAUGCGAUCGGAACUCAAAAGAGCAGCAAGAAAAAGAAGGCGCUCCAGAGAGACGAGUCCUCACUGUCGUCGUCAAAACCAAACMGCAUCCCAUCCUCAUCUGUAUCGUCGUUUUUUCAGCCCCUAGCGCGCGCUAGUGUGGGCGGAGACACCGCUUGCGCUGCUGGCGCUGUGGGUGGUGGCAGCAGCCGAGGGAUGGACGGGGAAGAACAUCAGCUCUUGCGUCUCAUGAAAGAGCGAACCGUGUACCAGAAGAAGGGCCGGCAGCGAGUCGCUCCGCGCAAAAAGAAAUUCACUGCACUAAAAAAGAAGGUAUUACAGGAACGACUGGAUCAAUGGAGGGCGCUUCAUCCAGAAGCGUCGACGGGUCCUCGGCAAGGCAAUCACGACGGUGGGACCGUUAGGACUACAAGCACGAUACCAAGCAAAGGGUGCAAAAGUUCACUUCCAACGUGCUCGCUGUGCAUAUACAACUAUGCAGUUCCAGAGGAAUUGGAAGACGACGACGAAUACGAAGAAAUAAUGGGUAAUUUAAAAGGGAUGGCAUUGAAGAUUGGGCCUAUCGACGAUGUCUUCAUUCCCCGCAGCUCUGUUUUCGGGGAUGAGAUAAAUCAGGACGGCGCCGGCAACGACAACAAGCAGAACAACAAGCAUCCUUCUUUCGUCAAAUUUCAGAAAGAGUCCGAUGCUGCUGCCGCGCUGGCGUGUUGGUCCGGCUUGGUCAUUGGAGGGAAUGAGCUCGGAGUGUUCGGCGUUUCCGUACCGUCCGAUGACAGAAACGUUGUUUGGUCCACAAGAGCUCUUGCCGCGGAGACAAAACGGCGCAAAGAACUCGAUAAUGUAGAGAGCGAAAGAGACUCGAGUGCAAUUGAUAUCAUUCUUCAAAAGAUUUUGACUGAUGAUGACUUCGAAGACGAGGAUUGCAUGAACGAGAGUCUCGACGAUCUGAGGAACAUCGCUGCGCAGCUCGGAGCUGUUCAGAAUAUCCAAGCCAGUUCAACCAAGAACGGAGAUGUCACGCUGACCUAUAAAUGUUCUUUAGUUGAGGCUCGAAAAAUCGCAGAAAAUCUUUGUAGAGUGGUAGUGGGCGGCGAGCCACUAUAUGCUUCGGUCAGCGAGGAGCUUGUUGCAACGUCUGACAGGGCUGGAUCCCCAACGGUUGUAUUGCUCGAAAAUAUUCUGACACAGGAUGAUCUGGAUGACAGUGAAUGUCUACAAGAAAGUCUCAAUGACAUCAGGGAGCUUUGCAUGCGUUACGGUGAUGUUUCUGACGUUGCCGUAAAGGGUACCGGGGUCAAAGUGAAGUACAACGAAAGCGUUCACGUUGCCAAGAAAGCGACAAGUGAACUGAACGGAAUAGUUCUCGGUGGAAUUGUACUCAAAGCAUCUCUGCAGGUCGACAAAGAUUCGGGGAGGAACGAUUCCGGGCUUGAAAAUUCGAUCAAUUUGUACAACCUCGUAACCGAAGACGACCUGGAGGACGAGGAUUGCAUKGAAGAAAGCCUUAGCGAUGUUCGUGAACUUGCUUCCAGGUACGGCGAAGUUGUCGGCGUCGAAGUAUUGGACAAAGAUAGCAAUCCUUUUGUGCGAAUAAGAUUUGGGGACGAUAUUUCGGUUGCAGCUGAUGCUGUGAAAGGCUUUGGCAAUAUGGUGAUUGGUGGACAGAUAAUCGAUGCAUCUCUUUCUAGCAGCGAUUCGGGAACGUCGKGAUCGAAGAGUGUUUGCGAACAACCCGGAGACAAACGAAAGCCGGAAUCCGCAACAAGGAAUCCUUCCGACAAGAAGGCAAGGACAGAUGACAAGGCGCCUCUCUACUCUGGCGACAAGCUGAUUUCGGAGCGCUUUGCGGAGAUGAAGCGGGUGCCCAAGAUACCGAACAAGGGCCCGAGAGAAUAUGCUAGCGAAAUCAAAGACGAGCGUGUCAAGCCGCUCUUGUCCGAAAUGCUUGGAGAGCUGAUGAGAUUGCAAAAGAGAGCGGUCGAAGACAAAAAUGCAAAGGCACGAAGACGGAUGGUGAUGGGACUUCGAGAAGUCGCCAGGGGUAUCCGAGCGCACAAAGGUAAGCCCGCAGCUGGAAUGAACGCCCAGAUGCUUCACUUCGUGCUGUAUCCUUGACUAAAAGUUCUUUUUCUUUCGACACUGAAUUCCACAGUAAAAAUGGUGGUAAUGGCAAACAAUUUAGACGAGUACGGGGUCAUCGACGAGAAGCUACAAGAAAUUAUUGACCUUGCCAAAAGCGAAGGAGUUCCUCUAUUUUUUGAAUUCACAAAACGAUCACUAGGCAAAGCUAUCGGGAAAAGCAUCAAGAUUGCAGUGGUUGGGAUACAAAAUGCCGAUGGAGCGCACCAGCCAUUUAAGAAACUCAACGCGAUUGCAAGUAGAAUAUGACAAGAUUAGCGAUUCGUUGCGACCACACUUUAGAAUAAGUUCUCUUUAUCUGA
This is a messenger RNA of Pseudo-nitzschia multistriata, 3429 nucleotides long. The record is from the annotation of a GenBank genome assembly. Lineage: Eukaryota; Bacillariophyta; Bacillariophyceae; Bacillariales; Bacillariaceae.